This is a messenger RNA of Harpia harpyja (harpy eagle), 3047 nucleotides long. It is a transcript of the gene FGF8, whose product is annotated as fibroblast growth factor 8. Lineage: Eukaryota; Metazoa; Chordata; Aves; Accipitriformes; Accipitridae. The coding region runs from base 2295 to 2939 and encodes 214 amino acids. Gene Ontology annotation, molecular function: type 1 fibroblast growth factor receptor binding; type 2 fibroblast growth factor receptor binding; growth factor activity. The record is from RefSeq and is a predicted model, not a curated record. Gene Ontology annotation, biological process: regulation of cell migration; positive regulation of gene expression; fibroblast growth factor receptor signaling pathway. The transcript has 6 exons. Gene Ontology annotation, cellular component: cytoplasm.
ACCCCGUGGUGGGCUGGGAAGCACCAAGGGAAGGACGCAAAUGCCUCUGUGCAGGCACCCGACUUCCCUGCAAGAAGCAGAUCAUGGCCAUGAGCCGAGGCAGCAGCAGAGGUAGGAUGAGCGCAGCAGCUGUGAUGCUGCCUGUCUCCAGCUACCGUCACCAACCUGCUCGUGUCUCUCCCCUGCCCAAAGGUGGGGUAGGAUGGGGGCUGUGGAGGCUUUGGCUGUGGGCCCGAGGAUGGCUGGCAGGAGCAUCGUCUGUCAUCCACUGUCAGGCGAAGUGUGGCCGCCCCUGGGUGAUCCCGCACCGGCUUGAUUUUACAGCCAUGACUGGCACUUGAGCCUGUUUGCUGAGGGCAGGGGGCACGCGGGGCUGUCAGCUCACGGCUGCCUCUGACCCCGUACGGGACACCAUAAAUCUCCUGGUUUAAGGCAGCCUGGGCUGUUCUGGACAUGGUGCUGUUGAACACAGUGUGCAGGAUAAUGUGCGGCCCGACCCUGUGCCUGCUGGAGGUAAAGCAGCGGUGGCUGCCGGUGAGCAAAACCAACAUCUAGGAAAUAGUGCCUAAAUCCCUUUAAUUUUUUACAUAUAAAAAACCAAGGAUUGUCUGAAUUUAGAGCAUCGGGAAUAUCUAGUGUUGCUUGUUCUGGUUUUGCCUGGUUUUCCUUAGGCAACCCGGAGAGGUGGAUACGGGGAGCUGCCUCACCCAUGCUGUGGCACAUCAGCUGUUUGCACAGCUCAACAUGGAGGGUUUUCAUCCCAAGCAUGUGCUGAACCGACAAGCUGAGUGUGUGAGUGUGUGCUGCCCCUGGAAACCUGCCCCUGCUGCAGCUGAGCACCUUCAGUACCCAUCCUGCCCAUUCCUAUGGUGCUCCUAAAGACUUCCAGUUAAACGCAGGCUUGGCCUAAGACUUCUUUCUACAUGUAGGAAAACCCCUCAGAAACAUCCUUCUGGCCUUUUGCAUGAAGAAAAAGGGAAGGAAAAUGCAUAAGGGGCUGAUUUUGUGGGAAUUUUUUGCCAGAACAAGGCAGUUGCCCGCCCUGUGCUGUGCUAGGUCUGAUGAUACUGAUGCGGGGGCUGUUUUUCUCCUUGAGCCCUGUGGGGCCAGCCCAGGGAUGGGGCAGUGCCCGGGCUCCCUUGCCCGCCUGCAGCACCCCCUAACAGUGAUGAUGCUGGGCAAGACCAGGUGAGACCCCUGGGAGAUCCAUCCCUGGAGGUGCGUUUUGGGGUGAAAAGCUGAGUGUGCGGUGGGGAGAGGUGUGGGGGCACGGGUGCCUGGGGUUGCUGGGUGCCUGAGCAAAGGGGGAAAAUGCGCGAGCUGGAUGUCAGCGCGCGUGUGAGAGAGAGAAAUGUCCUGUGACUGCAGCUGGCGUGUGCCUACGUGUGCAAGGUGGGGGGGGGGGUAUUUUUGGGGUAGGGGUGAGCAGAGAGGAGUGCGUGUGUCUGUGCUGGGGGGGUGCGCAGUGUGCGUGUACAGGGUCGCGUGUGCGUAGGGGGGCUGCGCGUGCGAGGGGUGUGAGCGGGAAGGAGGGGGCCGCACGGGAAAGGCCGUACGGGUGUGCAAGCUGUUGCGUGCGUGAAAGGGUCUGUGCGGGGGGGGGGGGGGCUGCGUGGGUGCGCGCACCAGGGCUGCGUGCAAGCACACGUGUGUGUGCGGGAGGGCUGCACAGGCGUGUGCCCGGCGGUGUGCGUGUGCAGGCGGGCCGUGCACGCGCGUGUGUGCCUGUGCGGCGGUGCGGCCCGCCGCUCUGUCACUCAGAGGCCGGCUGACAGGAGCUGCCUCUCCAGCGGCGGCAGAUAGCGCUGAUUGCUGAUUCGAGGAAACAAAAUAGCAAUUGUAAUUAUGGGCUCUGAUAAGAUAAAGGAGGGCGCGGGGAGCGCGGGGACCGGCAGCGGGGCACGGCCGGCAAAUUAGCAGCUGUCACUCAGCGCCGAGCAGGCGGCGCCGGCCCCGGCCCCGGCCAGGUACCGGCCCCGGGGGCCGCCCGCCGCAGCCCCGCCGCAGCCCCCGCCCCGGUGCGCAACAGGUGGCGGGGCCGGGAGCGCCGGGGCUCGCCGGAACAAUGCAGCCCUCGGCGGCCCUGCCCGGGCUGCGGGGCUGAGCCCCGUCCCGCCGCCGCCGCCCGGCCCCAUGGCCCCGCACCGCCGGCCCUGAGGGCGCCCGCCCGCCCCACCAGGACGUGCCGGCAGGGCGAGAGGAGGCGAGGAGCCGAGGCAGCGCCGCGCCGCGCCCCCCCGGGCGCUCCCCGCCGCCGCCGGGCCCCGGGCUCCCGGCCCCGCACCGGCGCCGCGAUGGACCCCUGCUCCUCGCUCUUCAGCUACGUGUUAAUGCACUUGUUCGUCCUCUGCCUGCAAGCCCAGGUAACUGUUCAGUCCCCACCUAAUUUUACACAGCAUGUGAGGGAGCAGAGCCUGGUGACGGAUCAGCUCAGCCGGCGGCUCGUCCGUACCUACCAGCUGUACAGCCGGACCAGCGGGAAACAUGUGCAGAUCUUGGACAACAAGAAAAUCAAUGCGAUGGCAGAGGAUGGGGAUGUGCACGCCAAGCUCAUCGUGGAGACGGACACCUUCGGGAGCCGCGUGCGCAUCAAGGGGGCAGCCACAGGUUUCUACAUCUGCAUGAACAAGAAGGGGAAGCUGAUCGGCAAGAGCAAUGGCAAAGGCAAGGACUGCGUCUUCACGGAGAUCGUCCUGGAGAACAACUACACAGCGCUGCAGAACGCCAAGUACGAGGGCUGGUACAUGGCCUUCACCCGCAAGGGCCGCCCGCGCAAGGGCUCCAAGACCCGGCAGCACCAACGGGAGGUACAUUUCAUGAAGAGGCUUCCCAAGGGCCACCAGACCACCGAGCCCCACAGACGCUUUGAGUUCCUCAACUACCCCUUCAACCGGAGAAGUAAAAGGACUAGAAACUCCAGCUCCAGGGCAGGGCCUUGACGUGCCUGCCUCUGCCUGCCCUGCCUGGACCUCUCCUGGAGGACUCUCCUCUGAGCUUGGUGGACUAUAUGUAGAGACUUUCCCAUAUGGGUAUUAAACAAACAAACA